Xiphophorus couchianus (Monterrey platyfish) is the source of this 4155-nucleotide messenger RNA. It is a transcript of the gene lratd2a, whose product is annotated as LRAT domain containing 2a. Lineage: Eukaryota; Metazoa; Chordata; Actinopteri; Cyprinodontiformes; Poeciliidae. Bases 466 to 1290 code for a protein of 274 amino acids. The record is from RefSeq and is a predicted model, not a curated record. The transcript has a single exon.
CACUUCCGCUUUAAAGGCGAAGCAGAGUCCUGCACGAGAGAGUCGCUGUUCACAUACCGAGCCGUCAUCAGAUCAGAUCCGCCUUCAGUCCCGACGCCAGGCGGCUGGAUCUGCCGCUCUGUGCGCACCGCUGGAGGAAAACACGCAAUCUGUACUUAUUUUUGGAGGGGUUUUCUUUUAACAUUUUACCGGAACUUUACGCAAGAAAACCACCGGAUUACACCUGCGUGCGUGCUCUGGUGGCUGACUCUAAAACCACUUUGUAUUCUCUCCUAGACCCCACUUGUUGACGGGGCACCGAGGGGGUCUCCCUCAAUUAUUAUUCGUAAUCUGGAUCUAACUCUGUCCGACGGGGGAAGUUUCGAGCAGCGCGGUUUCCUGACAGAUGGCUGCGAUGGGAGGUGAUCGGUAACAGCCCUCGGCAUCGGAUUACACAGUCAGGCUGCUGCCAGGUAAAGCAGCAGGAUGGGAAACCAGAUGGACAGGCUGUCACAUCUAAGUUAUGCAGAAGUUCCGACGGUGGACCCGAACGGCGUGGAUACGGACGACGGUCCGCGGAUCGGAGUGUCUUACAUCUUCUCGGGCGACGACGACGAGCUGGAGGACGGAUGCGCGGUGGAUGGCGGAGAAAAACGCGCAAACGAGGAAGAGAAAAACUAUGAUCAGCGCGACGAGGUGGAGUGCGCUGUCUACAACAGAGAGGAGUGCAUCUACGAGAAGAGCGCGAAGUGCGCAAACCUGGAGGUCUACUCCCCGGAGAACCUGCUCAACAAGUGCAAGGCGGGGGACCUGGUGGAGUUCGUGGCCACGGGUCAGUACCCGCACUGGGCCGUGUAUGUCGGGGACUUCCAGGUGGUGCACCUGCACAGAGCCGAGGUUAAAAACAGCUUUCUGACCGACGCCAGCCAAGGGAGGAGGUGUCGGAUCGUAAACGACUGGUACAAACUAAAACCCCUGUGCGCAGAAGUGGUGGUGCAGAACGCGAUGGAGCAGGUGGGGCUGAAGGACCGGGAGUUGAGCUGGAGGAACUCGGAGAGCUUCGCCGGUUGGUGCAGGUUCGGCAAGAGGGAGUUCAAGAUGGGCGGGGAGAUCCGGAUCGGCAAGCAGCCCUACAGGCUGAAGGUGUUCGUGUCGGACAAACAAUCUCACGUGUUGGAGUUUCAGAGCUUGGAGGACGUGAUCAUGGAGAAGCGGAGGAACGACCAUCUGGGCAGGACAGCCGUGCUGCGGGAGCUGGCGGCGCAUUUCAGAGGCGUGGAGGAGAUGAAACGUGAGAUGGAAGCGGAAUGAUGUCAGUUCCUCAACUGUUACACUGAUCUCCUCAAUCCGUAGCAAUCCUCAUUAAUUUUUCAGGCCUUUGCAAAAAACAUUCACACCCCUGAAGUUUUACACACUGUGUCACAUUGCAGCCAAAAACCUAAAUGCGUAUUGGGGAUUUCUGACCAACUCAAAGGAGCACAUAAUUGUGAAGUAGAAGGAAAAUUGUACAUAGUUUUAAAAUUUUAAACCAAACAUAUCAGAAAUUAAAGACUUAUUUAUUUAGCCGCAUUAGGUCUCCUAUACAUAGGAUUCAAAAAUUACUCCAGAAAUUAAGUUUUUGACAUGGAUGUCUACUCCCCGGAGAACCUGCUCAACAGAGGUAUGUCGGGUUAGAGCGAAUCUAACCGAACAUACCUCUGAACACCUAUACCCACUGUCAAACAUGGUAGUGGCAGCUUCAUGCUGUGGGCCUGUUUAGAUUUAGCAGGGAGAAGGAUUUGGUCAUGGUUAAUGAGGAGCUGAAUGCAGGACAUUCAAAGCAUGUUUUAGAAUGGCCCAGUCAAAGUCAAGACCUAAAGCUAACUAGAAUUAUGUGGCAAGACUUGAAAGUUGAUGCUCUUAGAUCUACUCCAUCGAAUACGACUGAGGUUGAGCUAUUUGGCUAAAAUAAGAACAGUUAGCAAAGCCUUUAUUCAUUGGGUUGAAUCACUUUCUGAAGAAAAAAAAUGGGAAUACUACCAUUCACUUUCCACUUCACAGUCAUGGACUUCUUUGUGUUGGUCUGUUUUAAAAUAAUAACCAAGCAAAUUGAAGUCAGUGGUUGUAAAGUCUCUAUAUUUCAAAACAUUUAAGGGGUAUACAUUUGUUUGCGAGGCCCUGUAAGAAUAACUUCAGCAUUUAAUUGACACAUGGACAUAUUUUUGGUCCGUGUUUUUUAAAAGUUUAUAAUUUAACUGCCUUAAAGCCUCAAUCAUCAUUUCACAACUCAACUUUGACAAAUGAAAAUGACUGAAUCAGCUGUUUAUUUUUGCUACAAAAUGCUCUCCGCUCAUAGAAUGUAGUUUUAUAAACGCAAAUUCAUCCCAAAGUGUCUGGAAGCAGGAUGAACACAUUCCUUCUAUUUAUAGAUUGUCCCAUUACUUGAUCCAGUUGAGAUUUAAUUUCGUGUCUCAGCUCUCUCAGACUGCUGUGGAUUUUAUUUUUCAGCCUUUUUGGGUGGGUCCAACCCAGCGGCACAUGUGGAGGAAAUGUUGUGGAGCAUUGUCUGUUAAACUGAUCAAAGUCUGUGUUAACUGUUCCCAAAGUUUGAGUAAAUCAUGAGUGACUGUCCCACCUGGAAGCGAUUGUUAUUGUUUCUGCUGUUAAAGUUGAUCAAUACGAAGAUAAAAUCAUUUAAUGCAGUCUUUAUGCUUGGCGACCAUAUUGGAUUUAGCGAUAGAUUAAUUGCUUGGAUGUGUAGCGAACAAAUCUGAAGCAACUCUGUGAUGCUUUUAUGGCUAAUAUGAACCAAAAUUUAUCUGGUACCAUGAAAGUAGUUCUGAAGAGUACUAACGUCGACCCAAUAAAGAGGCCAGUGAUGAUAUAUUUUAAUUUAGGAUAUUCAGCACAAACUGUAAUAAUUAUUUGUCUAAAUCUUGUGACACAGGAAAAAUUAACAAAUUUUAGGAGUGCACUGAUUGCAGUUUUCUGGCCGAUCACAGAUUGCCGAUCUUUAAAAAACCUGAUCUGCCUAUUCCGAUUUUGGCCAAUACCAAUUUUGUUUGUGUGAAAUAUCGCUAAAUAUGGCAAGAAAGUCUCUGAGUUAGCAAAAUUAGGGUGACUAUUGUUAACUGCUAACAUGCAGGCAUGACCAGGUGGGCCGGUCUGUCAGUCAAACCUCUCUAAAGGCAGAACAGAAGACGACAGAGGUUGAUUUUUAUACCUUGGCAGAGGUAGAUAAGAUCGGCUUUGCAUUCAAGUGUCGGCCGAUCACCGAUCUCUCAAAAUUAAGGAAAUCAGCAUCGAUAAAUUGGCAGUCUGAUAAAUCGGUACAGCCCUAAUCAUCAAUAAUCCCACAAUAUCUAAAGCAACUUGUUUUUGGAAGUUCAAAGCUGAUGCUUUUCUAACUUCCUCUAGCAGCUCUAGCUGUGCUGCAAUUGUAAAGCUAGUUCAGUCAUAAAAAUGGAACAACAACUGGACAUACUGUUUUAUUCCUGUCUUGCUCUGUAUUAAUGCUUUCUUAACUGGAAAUGCUGUAAGAGCUUCUUCAGAUGAAAAAAAAAGCAACCCAUCAUUUCACAAUGAUGCUAAUGAAUUGGCUGGUAAACAUAAAGCAAUAUUAGUUAAAAUUAUUAAGUAUCUCCACAAGAGUGUGAUAAAUAAAUAUCAAGUCAGAAGGUUAUGGUUAGCAAGUUGGCAGUGCUGAAAAUUUAGAUUUUAAUAUCUAAUUAUCGCUGCUUGAAAACUGAGAAAAGUCCUGAAUUAAUUUUUCUUAAGGGGUAAAAAAGGAGUUGUUAAAAUGAAUAAUUCAUCACUUGAACUUCAUAGACCCUUCGUGGAAGUAAGAUGUGGCUAUGCUUUAAUUUUCAUUUCUGUAUUUUUGGCCAACUUUCACCAUGGUAUAAACUCUUGGAAUAAUAACAGCUCAGGCUGCAGAAAUAUACAAUACUUACAGUAUUUAAUCAUCUUUGCACAAGAAUGGUGCUGCAGUUUAUAAAGAUUUCAACAGCCAACAGCUGGUGAGGGAGCACAUGUGCAUUUAGAUUAGUGAUGAAUAAAAGUGAAGCAAUACCCAGAACUGCUGCUUGAGGCCCUGCUCUCAGAGUUCAAAUGUGGGCCAAAAUAGUUGAUUUUAACAAAACAAUAAAUUGAAAAAUGACAGUUUCUUGACAAAACAAUAAAAAGUGGGAAAAUCAA